GCAUUGUUUGCUAUUUUGUUUUGUUGUGCGCACAAAUAAUUUAAAAUUGUUUAUUGUAAUUUAAGCAAACUAAAUAAUGGAUGCAACAAGUAUAUUGGACGAUGCCAAGCUGGAAGCAUUCCGCGAGCUAAACUUACUAGAAAAGCAUCGAGUUGAGAGUUUCAAGGAUUGGCCCUUUUCAUCAAAUUCCACAUGCAGCAUUAGCAAGAUGGCCGAAGCGGGGUUUUACUGGACGGGCACCACGCGUGAAAAUGAUACCGCCACUUGCUUCGUGUGCGCCAAAACCCUAGAUGGCUGGGAGGCAGAAGACGAUCCUUGGAAGGAGCAUUUAAAGCACGCUCCACAAUGUGAGUUUGUUAAAAUGGGUUGCGCUGAAAAGGAUUUAACUGUGGAGCAAUUUUUGAAUAUUUUUGGAACUGUUGUAAAGAUGAAUAUUUCAAAGAAUAUUAAGGAUUUUAAAACCAAAUUUGUGAAAGAUAAUGAGGCCAAGCUGAAGAGCUUCACGCAGAAUCAAUCUUAGUUUUAAUUUUUAUAUGCAUAUUUAAUAAAUUA
Messenger RNA from Drosophila arizonae, 552 nucleotides. It is a transcript of the gene Det, whose product is annotated as baculoviral IAP repeat containing deterin. NCBI's taxonomy places the organism in Eukaryota, Metazoa, Arthropoda, Insecta, Diptera, Drosophilidae. The record is from RefSeq and is a predicted model, not a curated record.